CUCACUCUAGAUGGGCCCCUUGGUUGAAAGUUCCUCUGAUCCUGUCUCUUGGAUCUCAACAAAGAACAUGCCCAAGGAAGAGAGGAGAAAAGGCAAAAGGAGAAAGAGAUCCUGGGAAGUCCGCAGCCCGGCACUGGUCAGGAAGAAGUGGCCGUGAAGGGUCCAGGGAGGUUCAGCCCGAUUCUGCAACUUCCCAGAGGGUGGAGGCAACGGCCCAGCCCGCACCCGCCCAGCAGAAGGUCGCGCGAAAAUCCGCCACUCUACCAGUUUCAACAAAGAACAUGCCCACGGAUACCCGGAUGCAGCAGGUCCACCCCCGCUUCCCCCACCGGGGACGAGACUCCUGCGCAUCCAGGACUUUGCGCAAGGCGCGUCUGCGGACGUCGGCGUCUGGAGGUUGGAGGGAGAGGUCGAGUAUCUGGUUUUUCAAGAGCCGCUUUGAAAAGCCUCUCUUCAUCUUCAGCUUCGGAAAGGAAGGCCUCUGUUCGUCCUUUCCUUUGGCCUUCGGUGUGGCGUUGGCGGCCUGUGGUGGCGCCUAGUUUCCGGGUAGGGAUCCUGAGAGACGGAGGGAAGUUUGCAGCCUCGGGCCGAGAUGUCUCAGUACGUGAACGACCUGUGGCCCGGCUCGCCGCAGGACGAGGAGUCCCCCUCGACGUCUCGGUCGGGCCGGUCCAGCCGCCUGUCCUCGGCGUCCAGGAGCCGCUCGUCUUCUGGGAGCUCUCGGUCCCGCUCCAGCGGCUCGAGCCGGGCGUCGUCGCGGAGUCGGAGCCGGCCCCGAAGGAGGAGCAGGUCCAGGUCCUGGUCCAGGCGGCGCCACCAGAGGAAGUACAGGCGCCACUCGCGCUCCUGCUCGCGCAGCCGCUCGCGCUCCCGCGGCCGCCGGUACCGGGACAGGCGCUACGGCGCGUCCAACAGAUAUCGCCGGUCGCCGUGGCGGCCUCGCUCUCGCAGCCGGUCCGGCUCGCGGGGACGCGCGUAUUACCGACGGGCCUACGCGCUGCCGCGGGGGCGGCGCUACUACGGCUUCGGCCGCACCGUGUCCCCGGAGGAACGCAGAAGAUGGAGGGGCCGCUCCCGGACCAGGUCGCGGAGCCCCACCCGUUUUCGCUUGAGUGAGAAAGAUCGAAUGGAGCUGUUAGAAAUAGCAAAAGCCAAUGCAGCAAAAGCUUUAGGGACAGCUAACUUUGACUUGCCGGCUAGUCUCAGAAAAGUUCUUGCAUCUAAAGAGACGAACCAUGGAACAGCUGUACCAAACAGUGGUGCAACGUUUGAGCUGUUGGAAAGACAAGCAGAAGAUGGAACUAAAAAUCCCAGUGAAAAGCCUUCCCAGCAAAAAAGCAUAGCUUUUAGCUCUAACAAUUCUGUAGCAAAGCCAAUGCUUCAGAAAUCCGCUAAAGCUGCUGCUGAAGAGACCUCUUCAGGAUCCCCCAAAAUAGACCAGAAAAAAAGUCCAUAUGGACUGUGGGUACCUGUCUAAAAAAAGAAAACUAAUGUAUAAGGUUGGCUGAAAUGCACUUUAUUGUAAGUGUGUGUUCCUAACAUUAUUCCAUCUCUGGGAGUCAUUUAGUGGUAAUUGUUGCAAUUACAAACAAUGACAAAGAAAUAUAUAAAUCUUUAAUAUUUAAAUAUUAACAUUUUAGAUUUCUCUUAUAGAUAAGAGAUAACACACGUGGACCAGAGGAUUCAUACAGGUGGGAGUCUUGUACAUAUACUUGUAAAUGUUUUGUAUAAUAUCGAUUACUUAUGUAAAAGCAAAAUUUAUAAGAACAGUAAUUGAUUUGUUUAUAUUUGUUAAUAAAUUUCUUGUUUAAAUUUG
Molecule: messenger RNA, 1816 nt
Organism: Leptonychotes weddellii (Weddell seal)
Lineage: Eukaryota; Metazoa; Chordata; Mammalia; Carnivora; Phocidae
Gene: RSRP1
Product: arginine and serine rich protein 1
Source: RefSeq, a predicted model, not a curated record